This is a messenger RNA of Fundulus heteroclitus (mummichog), 2409 nucleotides long. RefSeq names its product gastrula zinc finger protein XlCGF57.1. The transcript has 3 exons. Lineage: Eukaryota; Metazoa; Chordata; Actinopteri; Cyprinodontiformes; Fundulidae. Gene Ontology annotation, cellular component: nucleus. Bases 433 to 2262 code for a protein of 609 amino acids. The record is from RefSeq and is a predicted model, not a curated record.
AAGGUUACAAUCUUCCAUUAAACAAGAGGAAGAAGAAGAAGAAGAUAAAGAAGUGGCUCAUUCAUAGUUCAGCUCUGUUCAACUUUAAUGUGGCCAAAAAACCUUAGACUUGUCUUGUGAGGCCUUAAGCUGCCAACCAGAGAACUGGAAGAAGCGACAGCCUGCGAGGGAGCAGUUAGCAUCAGAGCUAACUGAGAAGCUAACGGCCAGAGAAGUUUCCUGUUAGAGGAAAAGGGAAAAAGUGACUUCUCAUUGAGAACACUGGACACUUAUUGGACUCUGGGCUGUUUGGAGGCUUUUCUCCGAGGAACAAAAGCGAGUCUGACGACAUUUCACACCCUCUUGUUCUCUUGGAAGGUUCUUGCUGAUCAAUCUGCCAGUGGCCAAGAGAGGAACUUCAUUAUUAACCUGAAGGAACCAAACACCAAAGACAUGAAAGAGGAAGAACCAGAACCUCAAGGAAUUAAAGAAGAACAGCUUGGACUGUGUAUCUUUCCAGAUGAAAAGCAACUUGUUAAGCAGGAGACAGAAACCUUUGUAGGGUUUUCUGCUUGUGACAAACUAUUUCAAGUUGAACCUGAACUGCAACAGAUGAACGUGACAAAGGAGGAACCAGAGCCUGUACAGAUUAAAGAGGAACAUGGGGAUCGCUGGAGUAAUGAGGAUGAGGAGCAGCUUGUAGAGAAGCAGGAGGCUGGCACCUUUAAGGUGACUCCUCUGGAUUUAAAAAGUGACACAAAUGAACCAGAAGAGAAAAUGAACCAACUUCUCAAUCCAGACUCUCCUGAAGGUGAGAAGCAGCAUCAGCAGGAUAAUAAUCAAGAAGAGUCAGGAUCAAACACAGAUGAAGAGCUAAAGCAUAAAAAAAGACGAGCGAAAACCAAAGAUCACAAUAAUGGUUCAAAACUAAAAAGACAUAAGACCAAUAAACCUUGUGAAGUAUGUGGUAAAUGUUUCACUAAAUGUAGAUGUUUGACUAAUUACAUGAGAGGAAAUACAGGAGAGAAAUCUUUCCUCUGUGUGCUUUGUGGAAAAGGUUUCCCCUGGCAAAGUCAGUUAAAGGUCCACAUGAGAGCCCACACAGGGGAGAAACCUUUUUCCUGUCCAACUUGUGCAAAAGGGUUUUCCAGUAAAAAUAACCUGAAUAUUCACAUGAGAACUCACACAGGCCAGAAGCCGUAUGCUUGUGAAAUGUGUGAUAAAUCUUUCAGCAUUAACAGUCAUUUAGCUCGUCACAUGAGAACACACACAGGUGAAAAGCCUUUUUCCUGUCCAACUUGUGCAAAAGGUUUUUCUCGAAAAGGUAACCUGCUUCUUCACAUAAGAACUCAUACGGGCGAGAAACCAUAUGCUUGUGGAAUGUGUGAUAAAUCUUUCAGCAAUGGUAGUCAUUUAGCUGUUCACAUGAGAACACACUCAGGUGAAAAGCCUUUUUCCUGUCCAACUUGUGCAAAAGGUUUUUCUCGAAAAGAUAAGCUGGUUAUUCACAAAAGAACUCAUAUGGGCCUGAAACCAUACAACUGUGGAAUGUGUGAUAAAUCUUUCAGUAAUAGUAGUCACUUAGCUGUUCACAUGAGAGCCCACACAAGGGUGAAGCCUUUUUCCUGUCCAACUUGUUCCAAAGGCUUUUCCCGUAAAAGUAGGCUGGAUAUUCACAUAAGAACUCAUACGGGCGAUAAGCGGUAUGCUUGUGAAAUGUGUGAUAAAUCUUUCAGCUUUGGUAGUCAUUUAGCUGUUCACAUGAGAACGCACACAGGUGAGAAGCCUUUUUCCUGUCCAACUUGUUCAAAAGGGUUUUCCACUAAAGAUAACCUGCGUAUUCACAUAAGAAGUCAUAUGGGCCUAAAACUAUACAAUUGUGAAAUUUGUGAUAAAUCUUUCAGCACUGGUAGUUAUUUAGCUCGUCACAUAAGAGCGCACACAGGUGAGGAGCCUUUUUCAUGUCCAAUUUGUUCAAAAGGGUUUUCCAGUAAAAGUAGGCUGGAUAUUCACAUAAGAACUCAUACGGGCAAGAAGCCAUACCCUUGUGAAAUCUGCGAUAAAUCUUUCAGUUUUAGUAGUCAUUUAGCUGGUCACAUGAGAACACACACAGGUGAGAAGCCUUUCUCCUGUCCAACUUGUGCAAAAGGUUUUUCCACUAAAGGUAGCCUGAUUAAUCACAGUGGAACUCAUACGGGUGAGAAGCCUUAUCAUUGUAAGGUGUGUGAUAAAUCUUUUACUUCCUCUGCUAGUAGGAUUAGACAUAUGAGAACUCACAAGUGAGAAGCUGUAUGCUUCUAAAGCGUGUGCUAAGUCUUUCAGAAACAGUUGUCAUCUGGCUGAUCACAUGCUAACCCACAGGUGAGAAGCCUUUUCUGUGUCUGAUGUGGGGAAAAAGUUUCUUAAAUGUUUCCAUGGUGAUGAGAGGCC